AUGUUAAAACCAUAAUACAUCUAUAAUCAUGAAGGUUAACAUUUGAAUAUUUUCUCUUUUGGUAGAGCAAUUUGCAAAUUUAAAUCAAUUUUUCUUUAAACAAAAAAAUUAUUUAACAAAUUGCCACAUCAAUUGCAAUAUAUGAUACAUAAAAUAUAGUAUCUAAUUAAAAAAAAUCGAAGUAAAACCUUUAGUUUAGUCCACAAUAACAAUUUCAUAUAUACAAUGGAGAUUUUUGUUAAUUGGAUAUCAAGGCUUAGAAUAAAUUUAAUUAUAUCAACCAAUUUAUAAUUUCAUAGUUAAAUUGGAUAAUAGUGUAAAUGA
Messenger RNA from Paramecium sonneborni, 324 nucleotides. Lineage: Eukaryota; Ciliophora; Oligohymenophorea; Peniculida; Parameciidae. The record is from the annotation of a GenBank genome assembly.